Messenger RNA from Xyrauchen texanus (razorback sucker), 15676 nucleotides. It is a transcript of the gene sacs, whose product is annotated as sacsin molecular chaperone. Gene Ontology annotation, molecular function: Hsp70 protein binding. The record is from RefSeq and is a predicted model, not a curated record. NCBI's taxonomy places the organism in Eukaryota, Metazoa, Chordata, Actinopteri, Cypriniformes, Catostomidae.
GUCCCGCCAUCCACAGUAAUCAGGUUCAUCAAGACCCUCAUCUACCAAGAAACAGACUACCCUGUGACUCAGCAGCAGCUGUUUCACAAUGGUAAACUGGUUCAUGAUGGGGUUGAGAUUGGAACCUUGGUGCCACACGGAAGCCACGAAAUAAUCAUGACACUGCACGGACAAGGCCCGAGAGGAGGAGGGAGGUUUGGUCAGACUACGCCACCUUUGGUGGAUUUUUUGAAAGAUAUUUUGAGAAGAUAUCCAGAAGGUGGACAAAUUCUAAAAGAGCUGAUUCAGAAUGCAGAAGAUGCUGGAGCCACAGAGGUCAAGUUCCUGUAUGACGAGACAGAGUAUGGAGUGGAAUCAUUGUGGUCACAUGAUAUGGCUCAAUAUCAGGGAACGGCGUUGUAUGUCUAUAAUGAUGCAGUUUUCACCACAGAGGACUGGAAUGGUAUUCAGGAGAUUGCACGUAGUAGAAAAAGAGAAGACCCUUUGAAAGUGGGAAGAUUUGGUAUUGGAUUUAACUCUGUCUACCACAUAACAGAUGUUCCUAGUAUUUUCAGUGGGGAUCAAAUUGCGAUGCUGGACCCUCAUCAAAUGUUGUUUGGAGUCCAUGAGUCUGGACAGUGCUGGAAUUUGAAGUCUGAUAUAAAGGAGAUAACUGAGCUUAAUGAUCAGUUUGCCCCUUAUUUUGGCCUGUUUGGUAGCUCAAAUAAAACCAUUCAAGAUGGCAACUUUCCAGGAACGCUCUUUCGUUUUCCACUCCGCAUGAAACCCUCCCAAUUAAGCAACAACAUUUUCAAUAAAGAGAAGGUUCUGGAGCUUUUUGAAUCCUUCAAAGUGGAUGCAGAGACCGUGUUGCUGUUCCUGAGGAGCGUCCAGAAGGUCUCUCUGCAUGUACGUGAGUCAGAUGGCACAGAGCGAAUGUUUUUUGAGGUCACAGCAAGCAAUAGUCAAGAGGAUAAGAUGGAGUGGCACAAUUCUCUAAAGACCCUAGGGCAGGCUAUAGAUAGCUACAGUAAUCGCGUACUAAGCAGUUCAGUCACCUGUGCCACUUACCAACUUUCCAUUGAAGUGCAGGACGAAACUGCUAAAGAGACCCAGAAGACCACCUGGUUGGUGUGUAAUGGUGUGGGAGGGCGGGGCAUGUGUGGUGAGCUCGAUUCUCUUGCUGAUGAUCUGAAGUUCAUUCCAACCAUUGGUAUUGCUUUGCCCCUCACUCUUAUUGAUGAGGACAAGGGGGCCACCUCCAGCUUCUCAGGACGUGCUUUCUGUUUCCUCCCUCUGCCCCUUGGUGAAGAGAGCUUGACUGGGUUACCGGUCCACGUCAGUGGCUUCUUUGGCCUGACGGACAACCGUAGGAGCAUCAAAUGGAGGGAGGUGGACCAGUGGAGGGACCCAGCAGCUCUUUGGAAUGAGCUUCUUAUAGUCACGGUUAUCCCAAGGGCUUACUUCACCCUCAUCAUGGAGACCAUCAAGCGAAUCCAAACCAAGAAGGACCAAGAAUUUCCCCUUUCACCCAGAGGUAUCUACGGAGCCUGGCCUGAUCCAAACAGAAUUCGACCACGGUGGAAACCUAUUUUAGAACCUCUCUUCAAUGACUUGCUUCAACAGUCGGUCAUCUACUCACUCAGUGGCAGCUGGGUCCAAGUGGAGGAGUCAGUGUUCUCAGAGUUGGACUCUAGAGUGGACACUACAGAGACAGUCAUCAAAUACCUCCAGAGCUCAGAGAUGAUGCUGGCACAGGUGCCAGCCUAUAUCGAUGCAGUACUGACAAUGUUUUUCACCAAGCCAGGAAGCCUGAGAAAAGUGACCCCUGCUUUUGUGCGGCAGAUUCUGAGGAAAUGUCGCCAUAAAGGGGCAUCCAAUGAAAAGCUACUCCUGCUGGAAUUUAUCCUUAGCGAUGCCUGCUACAAUGAUCUCAUCGGACUGGAGCUUCUUCCUUUGCAGGAUGAUACAUUCGCUGUGUUCUCCUCUUCUGUGAAUGACAAAGAUGCUGUUUACAUCGCCUCGCAGGAGUAUCCAAGGUCCCUUUAUCCAGGACUGGAGGGAAGAUUUGUCCUGGAAAGCAUCGCCCCACAUGUCAUGACGAGUUUGAAAGAAGCAGCCAGAAGCAGAGGGAGGCCUUGCACUCAGGUUCAAGUGCUAACCCCAGAGAGAUCAGCACGUCUAAUUAAAGAAGUCCUUACUACCGCCUGGCCCACUAGAGACUUUGCUGUACAGUGGAAUCCUGGUGAUCAAGAGAAGAAACACCCCUCAGUAUCUUGGCUUAGAUUGGUUUGGAAGCAUCUCUACAUAAACUUUGCAGAUGACCUUAGUGUAUUUGAAGAUAUGCCUUUGAUUCCAAAUGUGCCAUUGACUGACACCUUGGAUUCUCUAGAAUUGCUACAUCUCAAAACUCCUUCUCCCAUCAUUCUUGUGAACGAGGAAGAGGGCCCUCCCUCUGAAGAACUACUUGAAGUUGUGAAGAAGCUUGGUUGUGUUAUCUUAAAGCAACUUGAUCCGUGUUUGCAACAUCCCCUCCUGAAAAAUUAUAUUCAUCAAUCAUCCCCAAGCAACCUACUGCAAAUUAUGGACAGGUGUUCAUCUCAGAGAUUAGCAAACCAGGUUUCAUCUCUCUCUAUCAAACAGAAGAUUGCCCUCAGAGGCUUUUUAGCUAGUCUUAAUGAUGUCACAGAAAAGGAGAAACGCAUCAUCCAGGAGCUUCCCAUCUUUGACAAAGCUGGGGAAAAAUCAAAGAUGGACCCUUCUCCAUUUACCACUUUGAAAGGAGCCAGAGUAUUACAUCAUACUGCCAAGCAUCCACUAGAUGUGAAAUUGUCCAUAAAUGUAAUUGAAAACAGUGAUGAGGCAACUAUCCGUAUUAUAAAGCUGAUGAACAUUGAGCAGGUGAAAAGCACUGAAUGUCUAAAGGUGAUCAUUCAAGACAUUGAGAGAGGAUUCUACAACAAAGAGGAAGUCAAAAAAAUCAUGUUCUGGGCCCUUAACCAUUUGUCUUUUCUAAAGAACGAAAACAAGGCAGUAAUUAGUUGGCUUUCUCCUUUGAAGUUUAUUCAUACAUCUUCAGAACAACUCCAUUCACCAACAGAAUUUUUUGAUCCUGAGUUGGAGAUUUUGCAGAACCUCUUCUUUAUGGAAGAGAAGACAAGGUUUCCCCCAAAUGACUAUACUUCAUCUUCGGAUGUCCUUCAUUCUCUGAGACAACUGGGGCUGAAAAAUGAAGUGCAGCUCAGUGAAAAGGAUGUACAGCAGGUUGCCAGAAAAAUUGAGGAGUUGCAAGGGAGUAGCAAUCCAGAAUGGGAUUCCAUUGUAAUGAAGGCGAAAACACUCCUAACUAUAUUGAACAAACAGACAAAGUUGGUGAAGUCCUCAGAGGUUCAAGCAACCCUGCUAAACUUUAAAUGGGUACCUGUUUGCAAAGAUAGACCUCUGAAUUACCCCAAAUCUCUUGUUUGGAGAGGUGAUUCCUGCAAUAUUUCUUCUCUUUCUGAAAUGUGUGAUAUAUCUCAUGCUGUUCUUGUUGGUUCUUCUGUUGCCUUGGUGGAGCGUACAUCUGCUGGCAUGAAAAAAGCCUUGAAGUUAUCCUUAGAGCCUCAGGUUGAUCAAGUGCUCCAGCAUUUGAAAGCAGUAAAUGACUGGCAUAGAUCCCAAGCAUUUACCACCGAGGACUGGUAUCAGUUUCAGCAGAUCUUGUUCGAGAUUUAUGAAUUCAUGCAAGCUCAUUUGGAGGAUGCAAGAGAGGCAAUGAAGUCUCUGCCCUUCGAGUGGGUUUGGACGGGGAAAACAUUUGCUUUCCCUGGGCGCACAGUUUUGAAGCCCAUACCAGACUUGGAUCUUCAGCCUUACUUGUACUCGUUACCAAAGACCAUCGCAAAAUUCCACAAGCUUUUUAAGUUCUGUGGCUCUAUUGAAGAAGUUGUUCCCAGCCAUGUGUUUGAAGUCAUCAAAACGAUCAGGCAAAGGUGUGAGAAGGAGAUGACAAAAGAAGAGAGCAAACACAAUGUCCUACUUUUGAUAAACAUUUUACGGUGGCUAUACUGCAGUCAAAUAUCAGUAGAUGCUGAUAUGCAUGUACCCAUUCUUUGCCAUAAAGAUCCAAGCAAACUGGUCAUGAAGCCAAUUCAUGAAUGUACCUACUGUGAUAUCAAAGUAGAGGAUUUGAAUGACUUACUAGAUGAUGUCUCAGAGCCCAUCAUCCUUGUACAUGAUGAUAUUCCAAUGAAGACUGCUGAAUGGUUGAGAGUCCCAUGUUUGAGCACGAGAUUGAUAAACCCAGAGAACCUCGGGUUUGAGCAGUCAGGCCAAAGAGAACCUCUAACUGUAAGAAUAAAAAACAUUCUAGAGGAGUAUCCAUCAGUUGCGGAUAUCUUCAAAGAGCUUUUGCAAAAUUCUGAUGAUGCAAAUGCCACUGAAUGUAGUUUCCUGAUUGAUAUGCGGAAGAAUCUUGAAAUUCGAGAGAAUCUGCUUGACCCUGGCAUGAUUGUUUGCCAUGGCCCUGCUUUGUGGUCCUUCAACAAUUCUGUUUUCUCUGAUACAGACUUCCUCAAUAUAACCAGGCUAGGUGGGUCUAUGAAAAGGUGCGAAGCUGACAAAGUGGGCAAAUUUGGGCUGGGCUUCAACUCUGUUUAUCAUGUGACUGAUAUACCUAUUAUCAUGAGUAGAGAGUUCAUGAUCAUGUUUGAUCCCAACAUCAAUCACAUCGGCAAACACAUCAGAGACAAGUCAAAUCCAGGCAUCAAAAUCAACUGGAGCAAACAGCAGAAGCGUCUAAGGAAGUUUCCUAAUCAGUUCAGACCUUUCAUCAAUGUGUUUAACUGUCAGCUUCCUCUGUCACUAGAGUCCCCUUACAAGUAUGAUGGGACCCUCUUCAGACUUCCUUUCAGAACUGAGCAGGAAGCAUCUGUGAGUGAAAUCAGCAGUAUUUACUACAAUACCACUGACAUCUACUCUCUUGUAGAUGAAUUCAGCAUCUGUGGCCAUCGGCUCAUUUUGUUCACACAGCAUGUUGGAACAAUGGUCUUGAAGUAUUUGAAAUGUGAGGAGCCAAAUCCUGCUGCUGCACAGGAUGUGGUCACAAUAAACAAGAGUGUGUGGUCUUCCAAAGCAGCGUAUGGACCCCUAAGUAUUCUGAAAUCUGCUGCCAAAGUCAUGAAAAAAGUUGCAGCCACCAACAGAGUGCCAGCCGAGUUUCCAAAGUCAGGCUGCAUCAUCAGAAUUGUUGUGGAGGAGUUCCACAAUGUCUUCAGGCGCAUUGUUGAUCUUCAGUCCCCACUGUUCAGAGGUUCUGAGGAGGACCCAUCCUCAUACUUUGAGAUGGCAGCUAAAGGCACACAAACUAAGAGACUCACUGACGAGAUGCCACAAAAGGGAGUGGAAAAUACAAACUGGCUUAUCUGCUCAUGCAUGGAUGUGACAGAAGCUCUGAAGUUCUCUUUGAGUGAUAGUGGGAAACGUCUUGGUCUGGUACCAUGUGGAGGCGUAGCUGUGCUGCUCUCUGAAGAAGAAAAUAGAAAAUGGACUGUAAAAACAAAUGCAACACCAGUUGGAGAAGUGUUCUGCUACUUACCUCUUAGGAUCAAAACUGGUUUGCCUGUGCACAUAAAUGGCUGCUUUGCAGUCACUUCAAAUCGCAAAGAGAUCUGGAAGACAGACACAAAAGGUCAAUGGAACUCCAUUUUUAUGAGACAUGUGAUUGUGCAAGCAUACUUGGCUGCACUUAACAUGCUGAGAUUUAUGGCAGAAAGUGGCGAAUUAUUAGACUACAGCUAUUAUGCAUCUUGGCCGGACCCUGGAGUUGUCCACGAUGAUUUCAAUUUGAUUUGCCAAGGAGUUUAUCAAGAAAUAGCCAAAGGUGAUGAUGAUAUUGCAAAAGUGUUUUCCGAUGGGAAAACCUGGGUUUCAAUCAAUGAUGUUCGGUUUUUGGAUGACGCUUUGCUUUGCAGACCAGACAUUGGAUCUGCUGCCUUCCAGAUAUUCUUGAAAUACCUCAAAAAGUGUGGUUCCCAGGAUCUCUGUGCUGUUGAGCUGCCAGACUGGGUCAAGGAAGGCUUUGAUGAUGCUGGCUGUAAAGGGAAAUUGAUCGAGAAUACACUUACUGAGACACAGUUUUUCUCAGAUGUGUUUUUCCCCCAUAUCCAAGACAUUGAUAAGGAACUUCGUGACCCUCUAAUGUAUUAUGUCCUCAAUGAAAAACUAGAGGAUUUUGCAUGCAUACUGAGGGAAACUCCAUGCAUUCCAUGUUCAGGACCAUUAGAGAAGCUUGUUUUACCAUCUCGACUUAUACAUCCAGAGGGCAGAGUUGCUAAACUGUACAACAGUGAAGAUGGACGAUUCCCUGAAGGAAGUUUGAGAGACUAUGCAAAUCCAGUAUGCUUGGUGAAGUUAGUGCAACUGGGUAUGGUAAAGGAUGAUGUAUCUUGGGAAGACUUGCUUGAACGUGCUGAGUCUGUAUUGGCUCUAAAUGAAAACGAUCACACAGUUGCAUGCCACAGGAGUAGUAUAAUCCUCAGUCUCAUUGAUGAAAAGCUCAAAAUUAGAGAUCCAGCAGCAAAUCAAUAUAUUGCCAAAUUAGAAGAUAUCAAGUUUCUUCCAUUUUUGACCAAGCCUGCUGGAUUUUCACUUCCAUGGCACGGAAACAACUUCCCCCAAAAUGCCAUGUUCACUGCAAAAGAGCUUUUUACAACAGACCAUCAGGACACUGUAUGUUUAAUGAAGCCCAUCCUGAAUGAGAACUCCCCCUCCUUUAAAGGAUGUGGUCCUAUUUCACUGGCUGUGAAAGACUUUCUUGGAUUGAUUAAAAAGCCAUCUGUUGCACUGGUCAUUAGUCAGCUGAAGGAGCUCUCAAAAUCCUUUGAUGGCAUUACACUGUAUCAGGAGAACAUAACCAAUGCUUGCUACAAAUAUCUCCAUGAAGAGUUGCUGCAGUCCAAUUCUGUGAAAGAGGAAAUUAUGGAGGAGCUAAAAACAUUUUGCUCAAUUCUAGUAGAGAACACAUAUGUUGAACCAUCAAAAGUGGCAUUUCAUUUAAACUUUGAUGCUGCUCCAUAUCUCUACCAACUUCCCAAUAAAUACAGAAAUAGUUGUCGGGAACUCUUUGAAAAUGUGGGAGUUCAGCCUAGCUUCACUGUUGAAACAUUCUCAGCAGUUUUACAGCUGAUAAAGAAUGAAUGUGGGAGAAAGCCUCUUACUGAGGAGAACUUUCAACUGUCUCGUAGAAUAAUUAGUGAGGGAAUAUGGAGCUUGAUCCGAGACAAAAAUCAGGAAUUCUGCCAAAGCAAUUAUGAUGAGAUACUUCUUCCUGACAGCAGUUUCACACUACAACCAUCAAAAUCACUAUGCUAUAAUGACUGUCCUUGGAUUAAAGUCAGAGACACAACCGUUAAAUAUUGCCAUAGUGAUAUUCCAAGAGAGGUGGCAGUAAAAUUAGGGACAGUUCCAAAACGACACAAAGCCUUGGAAAGAUACGCAUCCAACAUUUGCUUCACUACCCUGGGAAGUGAGUUUGGGCAGAAGGAGAAGCUCACCAGCAGAAUCAAAAGUAUCCUCAAUGCUUAUCCAUCAGAAAAGGAGAUGCUGAAAGAGCUCCUGCAGAAUGCAGAUGAUGCAAAAGCCACAGAAAUAUAUUUUGUGUUUGAUCCCAGGUACCAUCAAACUGACAGAAUAUUUGAUGACAAAUGGGUGCCCAUGCAAGGCCCAUCACUCUGUGUAUACAACAAUCAACCAUUUACAGAGGAUGAUAUUAGAGGCAUCCAGAAUCUCGGAAGGGGCACCAAGGAGGCAAACCCUGGAAAAACUGGGCAAUAUGGCAUUGGAUUUAACUCGGUGUAUCACAUAACUGACUGUCCGUCUUUUAUCUCUAAUAAUGACAUUCUCUGCAUCUUUGAUCCACAUGCCCGUUAUGCACCUGGAGCAACAUCUGUCAGUCCAGGAAGAAUGUUCAGAGAUUUGGAUUCGGACUUCAGAUCCCAAUUUUCUGAUGUACUAAACUUAUACCUAGGGAAUCACUUCAAGCUGGAACGCAGCACAAUGUUCAGGUUUCCCAUAAGAACUAUGGAAAUGGCAAAAAUCUCAGAGAUCAACUCAGCACCUGCAUCAGACAGAAUGGUUCAAAACUUCCUUGAUAAAAUACGAACAGAUGGUGCAGAACUUCUCAUGUUUUUGAAUCACAUGGAGAAAAUUUCAAUAUGUGAAAUCGAGAAUGGAACUGGGGAUUUAAAAACUCUUUACUCUGUUACAGCAAAUAUAACAGAUGGGGAUCGCCUAAAACGCAAGCAAUUUCAUGCCACAGUUCUGGACAGUGUUUACAAGAAAAAACAGCUGCCCCAAAUUCCUGUCCAGCAGAUUACAUAUACAAUGGCCAUAGAGGACACAGAUGGUAAUUCUACAACCUGGAUGAUUUGCAACAGAUCUGGAUUCUCUGACAUGGAGAAAGUAUCUAAGAGUGUCAUUUCAGCUCACAAAAAUGAGGACAUUACUCUCUUUCCACGUGGUGGUGUUGCAGCAUGUACCAGCCACAACUACAAAAAACCUCACAGGGCCUUCUGUUUUCUUCCUCUAUCUCUGGAGACUGGCCUGUGUUUCCAUGUGAAUGGCCAUUUUGCUUUAGACUCUGCCAGAAGAAAUCUGUGGAGGGACGACAAUGGAGUUGGUGUGAGGAGUGACUGGAACAAUAACCUAAUGAAAGCACUAAUUGCUCCUGCAUGUGUAGAACUGCUAAUUCAACUGAAACGUCAACUAUUCCCAGGCCCUGACCCCACCAUGACGAUAUUUCAAGGAACUCCUAUCCAUGUUGUCAGGGAUAUUUUGAGAAAAUUCUUGUCUUUCUUUCCUGUUAAUAGAGUUGACAUUCAACCAGACUGGUAUUGUUUGGUAAAGGCAAUCUACCAUUGCAUUAAUAUGGACCUGAAAAGACUACUCCCUGUUCUUCGAGCACCCCACAUUGAUAACACGGAUAUGCACGCUGCAAUAUACAUCUCCUGGGUGAACACAUCCACCUCAACCAAAGGUAGGGCAUUCUUUGACAACUUAUUGCAGGAUGAGCUGCAGCAUCUUAAAAACACAGAGUACAACAUAACCACACGGAAAUCGGUGGCAGAAAAUGUCUUCAGGAUGAAGGCUAUGCUCCUGGAUGUUGGCUUCAACUUAAUCUACAGCUGUGAUGAGACAGCCAGUCUGUACUUCUGCCUGGAAGAUGCUGGGAUUCCAGUCAACUAUGUGACACCCGACGAUGUUCGUGGUUUCCUUCUGACAUUCUCAUCCCCAGACACAUCUUGCCAAGUUGGAAAACUACCAUGUCGGCUGCAGCAGUCCAAUUUCAAGCUCUUCCAUUGUCUGAAACUGCUUGUAGACUACUGCUUUAAAGAUGUGGAGGAAAAUGACAUAAACAUAGAGGGAUUGCCAUUGCUGAUGACCAUGGACAACAUUCUGCAAGUUUUUGACUCCAGAUAUCCAAAGUUUCUGACCAAUCAUCAUGAGCUUAUCUCAUCAAGAAAAGAGCUUUUCAUGCACACACUAUACAUAAGGUACAGCAGCAUCCUUCUAAAAGCAAAUGUGGCUAAAAUCUUUGACAUAAGCAGUUUUGGAGGUUUGCUGGGAUCUGUACUUCCCAGAGAGUGCAGAACAAGGACCUCAGUGAAAUGGAAGGAGAACUUUCCUACUGAAUCUUGGCUUAAGAGUGCAUGGCACUUCAUUAUUGAGCAACUUGCAACCAAAGAUGACCAAGCAGAGAUCAGGCCAAAAUUCGAGACAGUUCUGGACAUCUUGAAAGAUUGGGCACUACUUCCAGGUAUCAAAUUCAUGGUGUCAGGAAACAAAAUAGUUGUGCCAGAGCAUGAUGUAUUGUUACCCCUAAGCCUAAUCUAUGCAGCCAUCUUCCCGAAUGGACAAAAUGACAAAGUAUUUCAUACUCUGAUUAAGGGAGGAUGCUUUCAAUUGGCUGUAAACAAAAUAUGUGUCAAAGAGAGUCCUUUCUUGUCUCUAUUGGCUCAGCACACAGCAAAUAUUGACAAUCCCUCAAGCAUACUAAGAGCACUUGAGUACAUGAUCCAGAUUUCAGCUUUCAAAACAGGAAGCUUGACAGACAAAGACUUUGAAGCACUAUUGCUGUAUUUUAACUGCAACUUGACAAACCUGACCCAGCAUGAUGUGCAAUGUCUGAAGCUGUUGCCAUGUUACAAAGCAGUCAGUGGCCGAUACAUCUCCAUUGCAAACUCUGGUGCAUGCUAUGUUCUAACAAAAAGUAUUCCCUCUACCGACAUUGAAAAGUGGGCACAUAAUACACAAUCCUCGGCCUUUCUUGCUGACAAUCCACAGCUUAAAGAGCUCUACAGCUUUCUUGGGUGCACCCCAAUUGAUGAUCUUGAGGUGUACCUGAAUCAUAUCUUUCCAAAAUGUGACAUUAUAUCACAUGAUGCCAAAACCCAACAUGUUAUCUAUCUGAAGGAGCGAUUACUGGCAAUGGAGGAGCCAAGCAGUAUCAAGGAUCAGCUCUAUGAGAAACUGGAAGGUCUGUCCUUCAUUUAUGACUCCACCAAUAGGCUUAAACCUGCAAAAGCCUUCUUUGAUCAAACAGUGAAAGUGUUUGAGGUAAUGCUUCCACAAAAGGCCUUCAUACCUAAUGAUUUCUUCCGAAAAAUUGAGCAGGUAUCGAAGCCAAAAACUGGGACAUCCUAUUUAACCUCAUGGAUAACAUUCCUACGCAACAUUGGUCUGAAAUAUGUUGUGUCUCAACAGCAAGUUUUACAGUUUGCAAAAGAGAUCAGCAUCAAAGCUCAUACAGAGAACUGGUCCAAGGAAAAAGUUCAGACCAUUGUUGAUGUUCUCCUAAAUCACAUUUUCAGUGAAAGAACAGAUCUGUUUGAUGGAGCUUUCCUCAAAGAACUCUCUAUGAUCCCAUUCCUGUGUCCUGAGCAUGCACCAGCAGAACUUGUUCGCCUCCAUGCUCAGUACCAAGAAAUGAAUGGCACUCUCCCUCUAAUUCGCUUCAGUGGGUCUCAAGUAAAUCCAAAAUUCAAACAGACUGAUAUCAUGCAGUUGUUGUGGACAUCUUGUCCUAUUCUACCAGAGAGGGCCACUCCAGCAAGCAUAAAGGACCAAGAAGGAAAUACGCUUACCAGCCAAGAGCAGCUUGAUCUCAUUUUGAGCAUGUUAAAUGUCACUGUGGACCCACCAUUGGAAAAGGUAAUCAGCAAUUGCAAAAACAUAUGCAGCAUCACUAACUUGGAUGACGACACAGUAAAAACACGAAACAAGGUUUUAAGGAGCAUUUAUGAAUUCCUUAAUGCGGAUUAUCAUGAAUUUCGCUUUCAGUUACGAGGAGUGGCAUUUGUUAUGGUUGAGGAGGGUUGGAAACUCCUUAAACCAGAGGAAGUUGUCAUUAAUUUGGACAAUGAGUCUGACUUAAAACCCUACUUGUACAAACUUCCCCUUGAGCUUGGUACAUUUCACCAACUGUUCAAACUGUUGGGAACUGAAGAUGUUGUCUCAACUAAACAGUAUGUUGAAGUUUUGUGUCGAAUAUACAGAAAUUCAGAAGGCAAGCAGCUUGACCCUAAUGAAAUGAGAACAGUGAAAAGAACUGUCUCUGGGCUAUUCAAAAGUCUCCAGAAUGAUCCAGUACAGAUCCGUAAAGACCUUGAGAACAUCAGAGAUUUGACAUUUUACCUUCCGAGUCAUGAUGGACGAUUGGCCAAAUCAAACUCUUUAGUCUUCGAUGAUGCACCACACUACAAGAGCCGAAUUCAGGGUAAUGUUGGUGUUCAGAUGCUUGUCGACAUGAGCCAGUGUUACCUAGGCAAAGACCACGCCUUCCACACAAAGCUGAUCAUGUUGCUCCCACAGAAACUGAGGCCCAGGCUUCUAAGUAGUAUCUUGGAGGAACAACUAGAUGAAGAGUCUCCAAAAAUGUGUCAAUUCGGUGCACACUGCUCACUUCAGGGACGACUCCAACUGCUUCUGUCUUCAGAGCAGUUUAUCACUGGAUUAAUUCGGAUCAUGAAACAUGAGAACGAGAAUGCAUACAUGGUGAAUGAGGAAAAAGCAAUACGGUUAUGCAAAGCUCUGUGUGAGGGCUUAAAGGUGUCUUGCUUUGAGAAACUACAAACAACAUUGCGAGUAAAAGGCUGCACCCCAAUUCCCUACAGCCGUAGUGAGACCCUUGCCUUUCUUAAAAGGUAUGGAACAGCAGUUAUUCACCUCUACAUUCAGCAUUCUGACAGUAAAGAUAUCAAUUUCCUUCUUGCUUUGGCAAUGACCCUCAAGUCAGCUACAGAUAACCUGAUUUCUGACACCUCCUAUCUGAUUGCUAUGUUGGGUUGUAAUGACAUCUACAGAAUAACAGAGAAACUUGACAAUCUUGGUGUCAAGUAUGACACUAUGGAGCCAUCAAAACUGGAGCUUCCACUUCCUGGUACUCCUAUACCUGCAGAGAUACAUCAUUUACUGCUCAUGGAUCCCAUGAAUGUGUUUUACCCUGGCGAGUAUGUGGGUUACCUGGUAGAUUCAGAAGGAGGUGAUAUUUUAGGCACUUAUCAACCAACCUAUACAUACGCUAUCAUCGUUCAAGAAGUAGAACGAGAGGAUGAGGACAGUCCAAGUGUCCUUGGCAAAUGCUUUCAGAUUGACAUUGGUUAUAGCGAGUACAAAAUUGUAAGCUCUCUUGAUUUGUACAAGUUUUCAAGACAGGAUGAUAGCACCCAUAUUCGAAAUGGCACACCAACUCCAACAAGCCCUUCAGAGGGUCAGUCCCCUCGUGCCAGAAUGGUACCUCCCAUAUUUCCUGGAAAGGAAAAUCAAAUAACUCCUCCAACUGAGUCAUCCCCCAAAAAGAUAAAACUCAAUGCAUUACCCGAAAUUCUAAAAGAAGUGACCUCAGUUAUAGAACAAGCCUGGAAACUUCCCGAAACUGAACGCAAGAAGAUUAUCCGGCGGUUGUACUUGAAGUGGCAUCCUGAUAAAAAUGCUGAGAAUCUUGAUAUUGCCACAGAAGUCUUCAAACACUUGCAAAAGGAGAUCAGCAGGAUUGAGAAGCAAACCCAGGCAGAGCAGACCAAUGAUAGAGGAACAAGGAGACCUUUCUCUGCAUCUUCCACUCGAUUCCAGUCAGAGAAAUUCUCAUUUCAGCGAUUCUACACAUCAUGGAACCAAGAAGCAACAAGCCAUAAAUCCGAAAAGCAGCAAUUCCGAGAGCAGUUUACUUGCUAUGCAGGCACGUCUCACUCAAAUCGUUUUUUCGUUCCACCAUCUUUCAGGUCUGUUGGGAACCCCGUGGAGGCUCGUCGGUGGCUAAGACAAGCAAGAGCCAACUUUUCUGCUGCAAGAAAUGACCUUCACAAAAACGCCAAUGAAUGGGUAUGUUUUAAAUGUUACCUGGCAACAAAGCUUGCAUUAAUUGCUGCAGAUUAUGCAGUCAGGGGGAAGUCAGACAAAGAUGUGAAGCCCACAGCACUUGCACAAAAGGUAGAGGAGUACAGUACCCAGCUAACAGGGCUGGCCAAGGAUGUACACAUUCUGGACGGUUAUGGUGUGGACAGCCUGAGAACUCGCUACCCUGACCUUUUGCCCUUCCCUCAGAUUCCCAAUGACAGGUACACUUCUGAAGUAGCAAUGAGAGUAAUGGAGUGUACUGCUCGGAUAAUCAUCAAACUUGAGACAUUUGUUCAGCACAAAAUCUGAAUGUUAACCCUCUUAAAAGGAUAGUUAGUUAAAAAAUGAAGUUUCUGUCAUCAUGUUUUCACAUGUUGUUCCAAACCCGUAUGACUUUACUUUCUUUUUAGAAACGUUGAUGCUGAUCUUUACCAUACAAUGAAUGUGAAUGGUAACUGAGGUCCCUAACAUUCUUACUUAAAUCUCCUUUUGUUUUCCAUGGAAGGACAAAAGCCAUAUGGGUUUGGAACAAAAUAAAGGGGAGUAAAUAAUAACUGAAUUUUCUGUUUUGGGUUAACUAUUCCUUUAACUGUCAUCAUUAGAUCAUGCUAAACACAAAAAUGGACAAAUCAAUGGUGGUGGUUGUACAAUAUAGCUAACUAUUAUAAUAGACUUUUCUUAGGUAAAAUGAUGUAUCUAGCUGGCAUUUUAUUUGGACAGUGCCACCUCUGAUGCUGUGACCCAUGCUUAUUAUGUACAUAUUUGCGGCAUUUCUCUGAAAUAAUACCUGAGCCUAAAAAUUGUACACUACUUAUCACUAACAUACAACAGAGUAUUGUGCAUAAUGUGCAAAAGCAUAGCAAUAUCUUUAUUGUUUUAAGUACGUUUAUUAAUUAUUGUUGUUCCUUUGUACAUAAAGAAUACCAAAUGCUGCUUUUUUAUCUUUUCUAGAAAAGUAUUUUUCCUGCCAUAGUCAAUAAGUUCAGUGUAUUGUGUUUUAUUAGCAUGAGUUUGCACUGCACUUUUGUGUAAAUAGCACUUGAGUGAUUGCAGAAAACUGAAUGAAUGAAAGCCGUAAAGUUAUAAUGUGCAAUUCAACAGUCACAGAUUAAUCAUCCCAUAAUUCCUCUAUGGGAUCUACGCAAAUCGGUCAUGCCGCCCAAAAGUAAAAAAAAAAUAAAAACACUGUUUAUGCAUUCAAAACAUGUUUUUAGCUGGUAAACCCAGCUAAAUCCAAUGAUCCUCUCAUUUAUUUUGGGACAUUGCCCAUAUCUGCACGUAAUCUAGACAUUAAACAAUGAAAAAUUAUAUAUUUCAAAUGUCCUAAAGACUAUGAAUUACAUCCUAAAAUUUAAUGUUACAGUGAGUUUGUGUUUACCAAAAUGGAAAUAAUCCCAUCAUUUCUGAAUAACUUUUGUCUCAACUGAACAUUGCAUUACUGGUUGUUGUCUAGAAGUACAACUGAGCACCACAGGAUUUUUUUUUUAUAUCAGCUAUUGCUAAAUAAACAAUAAAAACAUACCAUUUAAAGAGUAUAUUAGAUUUCACUCUGAAUUAGUUUUUUUUUUUUUUUACUUGAACUGUCAUUUAACUGCUAUGGCUCUGCAUCAUGCACAUCAUGCUUAGUUUCUUAGAAACAUUGAUCAAAUAUGUAUUUUCUAUUAUUUACAACGGAACCCAAUUUUCUUCUCAUGCUAAGAAUGUUUUGCAUGAAGUUCUCUAAAAUUUGUGUAAGACGAACAUAGAUAAUCAUAUGGUGCUCAAUGUCAAUAAUGUUUUUCAUCUAUUGUCUUUAACUGUGAGAGACUGAAAUUAAACCCUGGCUACUGUAAUGUUUUGACAAACUAAUUUUGUCUUUUGUCUUAAUCUCAUACAUUUCAUGUCAUAUUACUGCUCUCCAAACUCAACCAGUAGGAUCAUUGUUUUGGGCCUGUUAGAAAGAUUUUCAUUUAAAGGUACACAGGUUUAUUUAUUUAUUGAUUGUUAAUUGCGAUGUGUAAAUAUUUUUAAAAUUAUGUACACUCACAUGAGAUUACUCUAAUCUUAUAAAUCUUAGAGAAAAAGCUGUUUUAUUUUUCAUAGAAUGCUGUUCACACAUUAAUGAGCGCCACCAUUUUGAGAUCAUGUGACCAGCUUUAUCUCAAUCAUCCCUUGUAAUUGAACGCUUUCAAUCGUGGAAUAAACUAUUCAUGGUUGACUGUGAAGAGCACAUUUUUACAAUGACAUUGGUAACUUAAACAUUUUUAUUAUUUUUAUUUUUUGUGCAAUGAUAAAUUUACUACAGGUGUGAGUGAAUAUAAACUGAAUUUUUACUGAAAAUACA